This is a messenger RNA of Halichondria panicea, 1401 nucleotides long. Its product is annotated as actin-related protein 6-like. NCBI's taxonomy places the organism in Eukaryota, Metazoa, Porifera, Demospongiae, Suberitida, Halichondriidae. The record is from RefSeq and is a predicted model, not a curated record. Gene Ontology annotation, cellular component: Swr1 complex. Gene Ontology annotation, molecular function: nucleosome binding. The transcript has 2 exons. Bases 40 to 1266 code for a protein of 408 amino acids.
UUUGUGAGUGGUACAUGUGUACAUGUGUGUGGCCAUAGCAUGGCAUGUGGUGGAACGUACCUCGCCUCGAUGGACACAAUCAUACUGGACAAUGGGGGAUAUUCUCUGAAAGUUGGUGGCUCUCCUAGCGACUCACCCAAAGUUCUUCCUAACUGCAUAACCAGGUCAAAAACUGAGCGUCGAAAGAACUUCAUCUCAAAUCAAGUCGACGAUUGUAAGGACCUCUCUGGUCUCUAUUACCUUCUUCCGUUCCAAAAAGGCUACCUGGUCAAUUGGGACACUCAACGACAAAUAUGGGACUAUGUGUUCGGGCAAAACAUUCUCAACAUCAAAACCUGCAAUCACUCGCUAAUUGUUACUGAGCCGAUUUUCAAUUUUUCUUCAAUCCAAGAAAACAUGGACGAGAUUUUCUUUGAAGAUUACAAAUUCCAGGCUCUUACAAGACUACCUUCAUCUACACUGUCAUCGCACAAUUACUCGCACACGCAUUCCAAUACUCUUUGUACUCUAGUGGUUGACAGCGGCUACUCCUUUACACACAUUGUCCCACAUUUCAGAAACAAGAUGAUCCCAAACGCUACGCUAAGAAUCGAUGUUGGUGGAAAACUUCUCACCAACUAUUUGAAAGAGACAGUGUCUUAUAGACAGCUCCAUGUUCUGGACGAAACGUAUGUGAUGAAUCAAGUGAAGGAAGAUGUCUGUUAUGUGUCGGGGGAUUUUCGGAAAGAAAUGCUGUCUACACAUGAUAGGGGCAACUCAAUUUCGUGCGAGUACGUCUUGCCGAACUUUAGCCACCACAGAAGAGGGUACGUAAAAGAUCGCGAAGAUAAGACAAAGAACAUGGACGAGCAAAGUUUGGUGCUUGGUGUAGAGAGAAUAGCAACUCCAGAGAUUCUUUUUUACCCUUCAGACAUUGGAGUCGAACAGAUGGGUAUUCCUGAAGCCAUUGUGCACUCUAUAUCACUGACUCCCAAAGAGAUGCAUCCUCAUCUUUACUCUAAUAUUGUCUUAAUGGGGGGGAACGCCAUGUUCAGUGGGUUGAAAGAUCGAGUGGAAGAUGAGGUCAGAAAGUUGGCUCCCUCGGACUAUACUGUCUGUGUUACUGCGGGUGAUGAUCCGAUCACGUACUCGUGGUUUGGUGGGAGGGUUGUGGCUGACGAGACGAGUGAUGUGGAACCAGUCACAUCUGCGGAGUACAAGGAGUUUGGCCAAAACAUUUGCCUGAGGAAAUUUGGUGAACAGAUAACUUGGUGUCCUGACAUGUGAUGUUUUUUCCCCCACAUGCAUAAAUUAAUUAUUAUCGUAUUUAAUAUCAAUAAUUAUGACCUGUCAGGUAUAUAUAUUACCGGUAUAACAAUAUCCUCAUCAGUGUUUUAAUCAUAUAAACGUUGUCAUACAUUA